Messenger RNA from Crotalus tigris (Tiger rattlesnake), 2510 nucleotides. Its product is annotated as zinc finger protein OZF-like. The record is from RefSeq and is a predicted model, not a curated record. Bases 841 to 2418 code for a protein of 525 amino acids. Gene Ontology annotation, biological process: negative regulation of transcription by RNA polymerase II. Gene Ontology annotation, molecular function: DNA-binding transcription repressor activity, RNA polymerase II-specific. NCBI's taxonomy places the organism in Eukaryota, Metazoa, Chordata, Lepidosauria, Squamata, Viperidae. The transcript has 4 exons.
UGUUUGAAAUGUUACAGAGUUUCCUGUCUGGGCAGGGGGUUGGACUAGAUUACCUCCAAGGUCCCUUCCAACUUUAUUAUUAUUAUUACUAAUGUUUAGUUUGCUUUUUCCUGAAAAGUUGGGCAGAAUCUCUACAAAGCAACAUCUUCCUUGUUUUCCCUGAAGAGCUUGUGAUGUAGAAGCACGUUGAUGGAUGUUUUACAAAGGACAAGUUUUAUAGAGAUUGUGAGCCUGGUCUUGUUAUCUGAUAUCAGAACAAGGUGUAAAUAUUUUUCGAAAUGCCGACCACAGAAGCCUUUUCAAGGCAAAGAUUUUGUGAUUCUCUAUCAAUCUCAAAAGGAAAUAUAUUCUCUGCUUCUUUUCUCUUCCACCAACAGGAAAGCAGCUGUGACCAAAGAUUUACCUGCAAAUCAACUAUCAACAGAUAAUAGAAAACAUAGAAACGAAGUGUUUCACAGCAGGGUUUUUCAACCAGUGGUACGGGUACCACCUGUGGUACAUUGGCACCUGGCAGGUGCAGGAAAGCAGCUGCCCAUCGGUUACGGAAAAAUCAAACCGGUCAGCAGUGAGGGUCAUCCCUGGUGUUGAUUCAGAGGGGGAACAACUGACCCAGAGAUGUCUUAGCUGCAAUUUUGAUGGAGACUAGUGAGGAUGUGGCCUUGAGCUCCACAGAAGAAAAGGGGUGUUCUUGGAUCGGGACCUACAGACUUUUGACCCAGACUCCGUUCUAGAGAAUUUGGAAAUCGUGGCCCAGUUGGAGAAGCAACUUCCUACACAAACCAGCUUUGUUGGUUUCCUUGCUUGAUUAUCUUUUCCAAGAUCUUCCCAGCAAACCAUCCCAUGACAAUGGAUCGUGUAGGGAAGAACGUUAAGAAAAGAAAAUAUUGUGAGGAUUUUUUAGAGUAUGAAGCUUCAUAUGUGGUGGCACUCAGAAUCGCCAGAGCUAUGGAACCUCACACCAUUGCUGAGGAUUUACUGUUGCCAGCGGCCAAAGACCUUGUCCGAACUAUGAUCGGAGACGAAUUUGUGACGAAAUUGAGUGCAAUUUCCUUAUCUAACGACACUGUCCGCAGAAGAAUAGAUGACAUGUCUGCUGAUAUUCUUGAUCAGGUGAUCCAAGAAAUUAAAUCUGCUCCACUUCCAAUAUUUAGUAUCCAGCUUGAUGAAUCUACAGACGUUGCAAACUGUUCACAGUUACUGGUUUACGUGAGGUAUAUUAAUGAUGGCGACUUUAAAGAUGAGUUUCUUUUUUGCAAACCUCUUGAAAUGACAACUACUGCACGUGAUGUAUUUGACACAGUUGGUUCAUUUCUGAAAGAGCAUAAGAUCUCUUGGGAAAAGGUUUGUGGUGUUUGCACAGAUGGUGCUCCAGCUAUGCUAGGAUGUCGAUCUGGAUUUCAACGUUUGGUACUGAAUGAGUCACCAAAAGUCAUCGGAACUCACUGUAUGAUUCAUCGGCAAAUAUUAGCAACAAAGACGCUGCCACAAGAGUUACAAGAAGUAAUGAAAAGCGUCAUAAGUUCUGUCAAUUUUGUAAAGGCAAGCAGUUUAAACAGUCCACUGUUUUCGCAACUGUGCAACGAGUUGGAUGCGCCGAACAAUGCUUUGCUAUUUCACACUGAAGUGAGAUGGUUGUCGAGCGGAAAAGUUUUAAAAUGUGUUUUUCAGCUUCGUGAUGAACUCAAAACUUUUUUUAAUCAGAAAGCAAGACCGCAGUUCGAAGCACUUUUCAGCAAUAAAAGUGAACUGCAGAAAAUAGCUUACUUGGUUGACAUCUUUGCCAUCUUGAAUGAGUUAAAUUUAUCACUGCAAGGACCAAAUGCAACGUGCUUCGAUUUGUCUGAAAAGAUCCGAGCAUUCCAAAUGAAACUUCAGCUGUGGCAAAAAAAAUUGGAUGAAAAUAAAAUGUACAUGUUGCCUACCUUAUCUGCUUUCUUUGAGGAACAUGACAUUGAACCAGACGAAAGGAUUACGAUGAUCAUUUCUGUGAAAGAACACUUGCACGUGCUUGCAGACGAAAUUUCAUCGUACUUUCCAAAUCUACCCGACACCCCCUUUGCACUUGCCAGCAGCCCAUUCACAGUCGAAGUUGAAAAUGUUCCUGAGACAGCACAAGAGGAGUUCAUUGAACUUAUUAACAGCGAUGCAGCGAGAACUGAUUUCUCUACAAUGCCAGUUACAAAAUUCUGGAUCAAGUGUUUGCAGUCAUAUCCUGUUCUGUCUGAGACUGUGUUGCGCCUUCUUCUUCCAUUUCCAACAACAUCUCUUUGUGAAACAGGGUUUUCCAGCUUGUUGGUUAUCAAGUCUAACUACAAAAAUAGACUUGUUGUGGAAGAGGAUCUUCGUUGUGCUCUUGCAAAGACUGCCCCGAGAAUUUCAGAUCUGGUGAGAAAGAAGCAAUCUCAACCUUCGCACUGACGUUGGCUUUUUAUGCAUACUGUCGCAAAAUGUAGCAAUGUAGUUUACUGUUGUUAUAUUAAGACUGUUACCCAUGCUACACCAUGCUUCAA